Molecule: messenger RNA, 1118 nt
Organism: Babjeviella inositovora NRRL Y-12698
Lineage: Eukaryota; Fungi; Ascomycota; Pichiomycetes; Serinales
Exons: 2
Coding region: 40-966 (308 amino acids)
Source: RefSeq, a predicted model, not a curated record
CAAUAUUCAAGCUACACAUUAUUUAUAGUCUCACAUAUCAUGCCUUCCCCACUUGUUUCUAAAUGGGCCACUGCCGAAGACACCAAACCAAAGACUGUUUCCCCUCCCAAGACCCCCACUGUUAAUCAAGUUCCCCCACCAAAGACAAGACCGCUGGUGCCCGCUGCUCAAAGUAAUGUGUUGGUAUCGAGAUGGGCCUCCUUGGACUCGGUCAAAACUGCUCCGAUCAAAGCCACCUCAACUAAAGCUUCUCCGGUUAAAAGUGAAAAACCAGUCAGAAAUGAAAAGCCUUACAGGUCUGAGAAACCAUCCAGAAGUGAAAAACCUCCACGCAGAUUCUCUAAUUCAAAGGAUGAUGACUUGUUCGCGCACAAGCUCCACCAUAUCGAAGGCCGAGAUUCUGGGAACUUGGCUAGCCGUUUAGGCGUGGCUCCUUCCAAAGACAGACCCGCUAAGUUUGAGCACACUGAAAAUAGAGGAUUCCGCCGUAACUCUGAUAAUUUCCGAGCCGAUCACGGUAGAGGCCACAAUGAGUCUAUCAGAGAUCAUAGCGACUCCAGAGGCCAUAGCAGAACCAAGUCUAAAGAGGAGGCACUCAAACCAAAAGCUAGCAUGACACCCGCUGCCCUCAGUCUCGCUGCAAGAUUGGGAAUGGGAGCCAAACUGUCUCAGAGUGAGCCCCACAGAGCUAGCCACGACUCUCCUAAAUCCUACACUAGCCACGACCCCCACAGAUCCAGUCAUGAUAAGGGCCGCAGAGCCGAUCGCAGAUUCAGUAACGACCGUGAAUUCCCGAAGGGCCACCGAGAAACCAAUUCGGCGCCGGCUCCCAGGGCUCAAAAGGUGCCGGAGCAAGAGCCAGUGGAGAAGGGCAGAAUUUUGACGGCUGAGGAAAUGGACGCGUUGGUUGCCGAUGUCAAGAACAUGGAUUGGGCAGAUUUGAUGGAUGACGAAGACGGGUUUUAAAGGGUUAUUGUAUUAUUAGUAUAUGAACAUUAUUAGCAAAUUUGCCAGAGAAUGAUAAGUUAUGAUAGUGCUUUUAGGGCCUUUAGGUAUUAUCAAAUGUUUUUAGUGUACAUUUAAUAUAUUAGAACUGGUGGUUCACUGGUCUAUUGGAG